Molecule: messenger RNA, 471 nt
Organism: Pieris macdunnoughi
Lineage: Eukaryota; Metazoa; Arthropoda; Insecta; Lepidoptera; Pieridae
Source: the annotation of a GenBank genome assembly
AUGUCUUCCAAGAAUUAUGAAUUAUCAGAUGACGAAGAAGAACAUUACAUAUUUGUUGAGUUUGACGAUAGCGUUAAACUAGAAAAAUAUAGAAACAUUCAUGUUAUAGGUAUUGAUACGAAAAACCCUUUAAUUCAGUUAGAUAACACAUUUUUCUCAGGUACCUAUGAAAAUCCAUUAGGAACUCAUAUUUUUUUUGAAGAUGAUCCUUUAGCGCAAACAAGUGAUCCACUAUUCGACAAGUUACCUGAAAGAAGUCUUAAAUAUAUGGCAAAAUCAAGAAAAACUGUAAAAGCUGAACAUGUUUAUAUAAAGAUGAAAGAAGGAACCGAAAGUGAAGCUCAAAUCAAACAAGAUAAAACAGACCAUGAGAUACCCGCAGUUGCAUUUACUUCAGUGGCAGAAGCUGUAGAAAGAUUUAAAAAAGAUUGGAUGGCAUCACACCCUGAAUUGUUUAAUAAAACAAAGUGA